AUGGUGUUUUUUGGCUACAUGGUGUUCAGCAUAGUGCUCGGGCUCCUGGCUGACCGCUACGGCCGCUGGAAGAUCCUGCUGCUCUCCUUCCUCUGGGCAGCCUAUUUCUCCCUGCUGACCUCGUUUGCCCCGUCCUACGCCUGGUUUGUGUUCCUGCGGGCCAUGGUGGGAGGCGGCGUGUCGGGCCACGCACAAGGACUUAUCAUAAAAACGGAAUUUUUGCCCACCAAAUAUCGGGGAUACAUGUUGCCCUUAUCUCAGGUGUUUUGGUUGGCAGGAUCCUUGUUGAUCAUUGGCCUGGCAUCAGUGGUGAACCCAACCAUCGGCUGGCGGUGGUUGAUCAGAAUUGCCUCCAUCCCUGGCAUCCUUCUCAUCCUGGUGUUCAAGUUCAUCCCGGAGUCGGCUCGGUACAACGUGUCCACGGGGAACGCGGGGGCUGCGCUGGCCACGCUGCAGAGGAUAGCCAGGAUCAACGGGGCAGCCGUGCCAGAGGGACACCUGAGGGAGCCUGCCCAGGAAAGAAGGGGAAGAUUCAAGGACCUCAUCCACCCCAAAUACAUCAGAACCACUUUGCAGAUAUGGAUCAUAUGGCUUGGCAUAGCUUUCGCUUAUUACGGUGUUAUCUUGGCCAGUGCUGAGUUGCUGGAGCGGGACCCCGUGUGUGGCUCUGCAGCCCUAGCCCUGCAGGACUCCAGUGAUGGCUCUGAGGAGAGCCACAGCCCCUGCCACUGCCACUUCUUUGGGCCUGCUGCCUACCAGAGCAUGAUCAUCAGCACAGCCGGAGAGAUCGCACUGAAUCCUGUGAACAUUCUCAGCAUCAAUCUCCUUGGAAGACGUCUAAGCCUGUGUAUCACCAUGGGAUGUACAGCUCUGUUCUUUCUUCUCCUUAAUAUCUGCACCUCAAGGGCAGGCAUGGUUGGCUUUCUCUUCAUGCUGCGUGCCUUGGUUUCAGCCAACUUCAACACCAUCUACAUUUACACAGCAGAGGUUUAUCCCACCACAAUGCGAGCGCUGGGGAUGGGGACAAGUGGGGCAUUGUGCCGUGUGGGAGCAAUGGUGGCUCCUUUUAUAUCACAGGUUCUCAUGAGUGCCUCUUUCUUGGGAGCCCUGUGUCUCUUCUCCUCUGUGUGCAUCAUCUGUGCCAUCUCUGCAGUGACACUGCCCAUCGAGACCAAGGGCAGGGCCCUGCAGCAAGUAAAAUGA
Melospiza melodia melodia is the source of this 1203-nucleotide messenger RNA. RefSeq names its product SVOP like (gene SVOPL). Gene Ontology annotation, biological process: transmembrane transport. Gene Ontology annotation, molecular function: transmembrane transporter activity. The transcript is spliced from 12 exons. Bases 1 to 1203 code for a protein of 400 amino acids. Lineage: Eukaryota; Metazoa; Chordata; Aves; Passeriformes; Passerellidae. Gene Ontology annotation, cellular component: membrane. The record is from RefSeq and is a predicted model, not a curated record.